AUGAAGGUGGCAGUUCUGUGUUUAUGCCUCGUGAGCAUCACUGUUGCAUGGCCAGUGAGUAAAUCCAAGCAGCAUGCCAUUUCUGCCAGCUCUGAAGAAAAAUAUGAUCCCAGGGGCCAUCACUCACACAGGUAUCACCACCACCGCCGCCACCACCACGUGAAUUCUCAGUCUUGGGAGAGUCUGCAGCACCCACAGAAUGACCUGGCAUCACCUCAGCAGACUCUUUACUCUUCAGAAGAAAGCAUGGAUGUUCCAGUACAACCGCACUUUCCUGAUGUGUCAAGCAAGGGCCAUGAGAAUAUGGAUGAUGACGACGAUGACAAUGAUUCCAAUGACACGGAUGAAUCCGAUGAGGUUGUCACGAGUUUUCCCACAGACAUUCCAGUAACUGUACCCUUCCCUCCUUUCCCUUUCACCCGGGGAGACAAUGCUGGCAGAGGUGACAGCGUGGCCUACAGGGUGAGGGCAAAAGCCACAGUGGUGAAGCCUAGCAAACUCCACAAAGCUGCAAAAAAGCUCAUCGUGUAUGAUCCCACCGAGGAGGAUGAGAGCGCCCUGGAUGCAGACAGCCAGCAAGCGGAGCUCUCCCGGGAGGAUCCUGCUGCCCACCGCUCCCUGGGGAAGCACACCAUCAGUGAGGAAUGGGCUGACAAGAGCCACAGGGAGGACAGCAGCGAGCCAGACAGCAAGCAGCAUGACCGGAGCAUGGAAAACGACAGCCAGCAGAAAUUUGAUAGCCAUGAGGCAGAACGAGAUGAUAGCAAGGCUGGUGUCAGAGGCGAUAGCCACCUGAGCAUGGAAAGCAGGGAGAGCCAGGUCCGUGUUUCAGCUGAGAUCCCUGACGAUAACAGCAAUCAAACAUUGGAGAGUGCCGAGGAUGCUCAAGAUCACCACAGCAUUGAAAAUAAUGAAGUCACUCUUUAA
This is a messenger RNA of Phaethon lepturus (White-tailed tropicbird), 927 nucleotides long. It is a transcript of the gene SPP1, whose product is annotated as secreted phosphoprotein 1. NCBI's taxonomy places the organism in Eukaryota, Metazoa, Chordata, Aves, Phaethontiformes, Phaethontidae. Gene Ontology annotation, molecular function: extracellular matrix binding. The record is from RefSeq and is a predicted model, not a curated record. Gene Ontology annotation, biological process: ossification; osteoblast differentiation; cell adhesion. The transcript has 6 exons. The coding region runs from base 1 to 927 and encodes 308 amino acids.